Blastocystis hominis is the source of this 263-nucleotide messenger RNA. RefSeq lists its product as hypothetical. NCBI's taxonomy places the organism in Eukaryota, Bigyra, Opalinata, Blastocystidae. The transcript has 2 exons. Bases 66 to 263 code for a protein of 65 amino acids. The record is from RefSeq and is a predicted model, not a curated record.
AUUUGCUGAUGCUUGAUUUUGCUGAGAUGUCGCGCGUCCAGCAGCAUUUUUGGCUGAAUGAAUUAAUGAGAAAAGGGUUGGAAUUGGCGGGAAAACUUCGCGAUGAACAUCCCUCGGAGGAUGCGGAGGAAUUAUGUCUGAUUUUGCAGAAGGCGAACGAAGCUGCGAGCUAUACAUCGAAUUGUUGUGUUUGUUACAAAGAGAAGAAAGAUCAUUGCGUCCCAAAUGCAGUCGCAGUUGCUUCAUCACACUCUCGAACUUGA